GUUGACGACUUGACUUUCCUCGCUGUUAAAGAAGCGAUUAUGUAUUCGCGGCGGAAGUGUGAUGCGGCGGCUUUGGUUCGGUGUCCUCGCGCUUGAUGAUGUUCAGCGGCGCAUAACGUCAUCCCCGAGCAGAGCGGUGCGCAUGCGCAGGAGCGAGCGCCGAGAACCGAGAGCAGCUGUAACGUUACCGGAGGAGGCCACAAUGCGACUGGCGCUCGGGGCUCCUGCCUUGGUCCGCAUCCGCAAUGGCUGCGCAGAGUGAUCCGGAGAGCUCGUACUAUGCGCUCCUCUAGACCCUCAAACAGAAGAGCACCAGCGGAGCCGUCUCAAAAUGAGCACCGGAUUCAGCUCGAGCUCCUGCCGCUUCGCGGAUUAUUUCGUGGUCUGCGGUCUGGACACCGAGAGCGGCUUAGAACCAGACGAGCUGUCCGCUUUAUGCCAGUAUAUACAGGCUACUAAAUACAGAGAUGUUGGCAGAGGAAAUGUGGCGAGUGCAGACGCAGGUGAGAAUUUUGAGCAGAGUCCACUGCGGAGAACUUUUAAAUCUAAAGUUCUAGCACACUAUCCCGACAAUGUGGAGUGGAACCCUUUUGACCAGGAUGCUGUGGGCAUGCUCUGUAUGCCAAAGGGCUUGUCCUUCCGCACCCAGACAGACAUCCGCGAGCCCCAGUUCCACUCUUUCAUUAUCACGAGAGAGGACGGCUCCCGAACCUACGGCUUUGCCCUCACCUUCUUCGAGGAGGUGACCAGCAAACAGAUCUGCAGUGCCAUGCAGACACUCUACCACAUGCACAAUGCAGAACAGUACGACAUCUUGCACACUCCACCCACACCUCGCAGUCCAGAAGACACCCGUCCCACCCCUCAACAACUGCAUGCUGCUCCCUCCUUGUCUCGGCUGCAGCGUUUCAACUCCUACGACAUCAGCCGAGACACACUCUAUGUGUCCAAGUGCAUCUGCUUGAUCACACCCAUGGCUUUCGCCCAGGCCUGCAGAAGGGUUCUGGAACAGCUGCACCAGGCCGUCACCUCGCCUCAGCCUCCGCCGCUGCCACUGGAGAGCUACGUCUUCAACGUCCUCUACGAGGUCCCGCUGCCGCCGGCCGGGCGUUCCUUGAAGUUCUCGGGCGUAUACGGGCCUGUGGUGUGUCAGAGACCCAGCACGGCUGAGCUGCCCCUCUUUGACUUCCCCUUGCAGGAGGUGUUUGAGCUGCUAGGUGUGGAGAACGUGCUACAGCUCUUCACCUGUGCACUACUGGAGAUCCAGAUCCUUCUGUACUCGCAACAUUACCAGCGGCUGAUGACGGUAGCGGAGAGCAUCACAGCCUUAAUGUUCCCCUUCCAAUGGCAGCAUGUGUACGUGCCUAUCCUGCCCGCUUCACUGCUCCACUUCCUGGACGCUCCUGUGCCGUACCUCAUGGGUCUGCACUCCAACGGCCAGGAUGACCGCACCAAGCUGGAACUUCCCCAAGAGGCCAACCUUUGUUUUGUCGAUAUUGACAACCACUUUAUCGAGCUACCUGAGGACCUGCCUCAGUUCCCCAACAAGCUGGAGUUCAUCCAGGAGAUCUCGGAGGUUCUGUUGGCGUUUGGCAUAUCUUCAGAGGCAAACCCACAGUGCAGCGAGGGCCAGGGCAAGCUCAGGGGCUUCCGCUCGGGUGACAUGGCCUCUGACAAGCGCAACGGCAACCUGGCCGGCUCACCGCUCAACUCGUACUUGCUGAGAGAAAACCAAACCAUAGCUCGUCUGCAGGCGCUGGUCAAGAGGACUGGAGUCAGUCUGGAGAAGUUGGAUGUGAAGGAGGAUACGAGCACUAAUAAGGAUUCAAAAGUGCAGUGUGAUGAAGAGGAGAUGAAAAUGCAUCAGCUGAACAUUCGGGUGCGAGAGGUCUUCGCCAACCGCUUCACGCAGAUGUUCUCUGACUAUGAAGUGUUUGUCAUUCAGCCCAGCCAAGACAAAGAGUCCUGGUUUAGCAACCGAGACCAGAUGCAGAACUUUGACAAGGCCUCCUUCCUGUCAGAUCAGCCAGAACCUUACCUGCCGUUCCUCUCCCGCUUCCUGGAGACGCAGAUGUUUGCCUCUUUCAUCGACAGUAAGAUCCUGUGCCACGAUGACGAGGACAAAGAGCACACGCUGAGAGUGUUUGAUUCCCGUGUUGACAAGAUCCGUAUGCUAAAUGUCAGGACACCCACCCUGCGGACCUCCAUGUACCAGAAAUGCACCAAUAUUGAUGAAGCAGAAAAGGCCAUUGAAUUGAGGCUGUGUAAGAUCGACCACACGGCUCUGCAUCCCCACCUGCUGGACAUGAAGAUCGGUCAGGGCCGCUAUGAGCCGGGCUUUUUCCCCCGCUUACAGUCCGAUGUUCUCUCCACUGGACCUACCAGCAACAAAUGGGCGAAGCGCAGUGCACCAGCACAGUGGCGGAGGAAGGACAGGCAGAAACAACACGCUGAACAUCUCUAUUUGGACAAUGACCAGAGAGAGCAUGUGGAGUGUCUGUAUUCUGAGCUUCAGCUUCUGCUGGCUCUGGACUACUACUGGUUCUCGCAGUCCUUCAGGCCCUGUCUAAAGUCCGUCAAGGUGGAUGUGAAGUACAUCCAGGAGGCCAGGAACCUGGGCACCACUCUCCGCCAGCCCAAACUCUCCAACCUGUCACCUUCAGUCAUCGCACAGACCAACUGGAAGUUUGUAGAGGGACUGUUAAAGGAAUGCAGAAAUAAGACCAAGCGCAUGCUGGUGGAGAAGAUGGGACGGGAAGCGGUGGAGCUGGGCCACGGGGAGGUUAGCAUCACUGGCGUGGAGGAGAACACGCUCAUCGCCAGCUUGUGUGAUCUGCUGGAAAGAAUCUGGAGCCACGGUCUGCAGGUCAAACAGGGAAAAUCCGCCUUGUGGUCGCACCUAUUACAUUAUCAAGAGAGUAAAGAGAAGAGAGACGCUACUCCAGCAGGCCUCGGCCCUCCAGGUAUCAUUCAUGACACAGAGAGACGGAAGUCAGAUGCUGGCUGUGCAAUGCCGCCUCUCAAAGUCUCUUUGAUCCAGGACAUGAGGCACAUCCAGAACAUCAGUGAGAUCAAGACAGAUGUUGGGAAGGCCAGGGCAUGGGUGCGUCUCUCCAUGGAGAAGAAACUGUUGUCCAGGCACCUGAAACAACUUCUGUCUGACCAUGAGCUCACCAAGAAACUCUAUAAGCGCUACGCUUUCCUGCGCUGUGAUGAUGAGAAGGAGCAGUUCCUCUACCAUCUCCUCUCUUUCAAUGCUGUGGACUACUUCUGCUUUACCAACGUCUUCACCACAAUUAUGAUACCUUACCAUGUGGUCAUCAUUCCCAGCAAGAAACUAGGUGGCUCCAUGUUCACGGCCAACCCCUGGGUGUGCGUCUCAGGGGAACUAGCUGAGACUGGGGUUCUGCAGGUCCCCAAAAACACCCUGGAGAUUACAUUUGAGUGCCAGAACCUGGGGAAGCUGACCACAGUACAGAUGGGCCAUGAUAACUCAGGACUGUAUGCUAAGUGGCUAGUGGAGUGUGUGAUGGUCCGCAACGGGAUCACAGGGCACACCUACAAGUUUCCAUGCGGCCGUUGGCUCGGUAAAGGAGUAGAUGAUGGCAGCUUGGAGAGGAUACUGGUGGGCGAAUUGGUGACUAACAUGGAGAAUGAGGACAGAUUGUGCCGGACUCCUCCAAUGCAGCAAUCCCCUGGGAUGAUGCGAAGAUUUGUCACCAUUUCGCCAAACAGCAAACCAAAGUUAAACACAGGCCAGAUCCAGGAAGGGGUGGGAGAGGCGAUUAACGGAAUCGUAAAACACUUCCAUAAGCCAGAAAAAGAGAGAGGAAGCCUCACAUUGCUUCUGUGUGGAGAGUAUGGUUUAGUAUGGGCUCUUGAGCAGGUGUUCCAGCAUGGCUUCAAGUCACCACGCCUUUUCAAGAAUGUCUUCAUUUGGGACUUUCUAGAAAAAGCGCAGGUCUACUUUGAGAGUUCAGAACAGAGUCAGAUGACCCAGGAUGAGAACUGGCAGAUGAGAGUGCGUCAUUUCUGCCAUUUCAUGCGUGCCAUCAACAGCACACCCAGAAACAUCGGCAAAGACGGGAAGUUUCAGAUGCUCGUGUGUCUCGGAGCCAGAGAUCACCUGCUGCACCACUGGAUUGCUCUUCUUGCCGAGUGUCCAAUCACAGCACAGAUGUACGAGGACACGGCGCUCUUAAAGGACCAUUCUCUGGUGAACUCUCUGAUUCGAGUGCUACAGACUCUGCAGGAAUUCAAUAUCACUCUGGAGGCCUCUCUCGUCAAAGGGAUCGGGAUAUAAUGCCGUCUGAAUAUAGAAAUAACACACAGAUCAGCGGGACCAUGGACUAACUUUUUUUAAAUGGAGAGACUUGAACAAAAGGACUAAACCUGGCUUAUGUUAAAGCUACUGUCAUGUUUGCCAUAUAUUAAGUGCAAUGAGCCUUUUCAAAUGUGUCAUAAUUUUUAUCAACAACGUUACUGACAUUCAAAUAUGUCUUCUAUUUUGAUCCAUACUUUUCACAAACGGUGAAAACCCCCCACCUGUGCUAUACCGUUUUAUUGAAAGCUCAAUAUUUUUUGUUGUUGUUGUGGACUGCUGACAAUGGCUAUAUUUAAAAGGAAAACAUGUAAGAAAAACCGUUAUUAUAUUUUCAAAGAAGAACAGUGUUAUUUUGAUAUGUGUCAGGUUGCUUGCUCUGUGCUCUAAUCUAAUCCAUACUAUCACAAUGCAGAGUUCGAAGCAAAUGAUGUAGAAGUAUGCUUUAUAAGUACAAAUUUUGGGGAAUUCAUAUUUUUACUUAAAGAAAGGAAAGAUGAGAAAAAUGGAAAAAGGCUCUCUUUUGUAACAAUGCCAGGGACUUGUGUCAUUUCCCUCUAAAUGCAAAUCGGUUUAAAGGGACAGUUCACCCAAAAAUUACACUACCGGUCAAAAGUUUAAACUAAAUAAGUUUGUUUAAUGUCUUUAAAAGAAGUCUCUUUUGCUCAUCGAGGCUAUUUGAAUACAUUUUAAAAAUGUAAUUUAUUCCUGUGAUGGUGCUUAAAGGGUUACUCCACCCCAAUAUGAAAAUGUUGUCAUUAAUCACUUACUCCCAUGUCAUUCCAAACCCCUAAAAGCUUCGUUCGUCUUCGGAACACAAUUUAAGAUAUUUUAGAUGAAACCGGGAGGCUUGUGACUGUCCCAUUGACUGCCAAACAAUUAACACUGUUAAUAUAUAAAAAACAUCGUCAGAAUAGUCCAUCAUUGGUUCCACCGUAACGUUAUGAAGCUACGAGAAUACUUUUUGUACGCAAAGAAAAAAACAACUUUAUUCAACAAUUCGUCUCCUCUGGACACAAACUGCGUACGCUGUUCCAUAUCAGCCGCACUACACGGAUAUAUGUCUUCUACGUUUGUUUACGCUUUGAUUUGAACAAAAACAGUGUAUCCUUGAUAAUGACUAUUGAAAAUUCAGCUUUGGCAUCACAAGAAUAAAUUACUUUUUAAAAAAUUAUUAAACAAUUACUAAGAAAACAGUUUUUAUAUUGUAAUAAUAUUUUACAACAUUACUGUUUUUACUGUAUUUUUGAUCAAAUAAAUGGUGAGCGUAAGAGAUUUAUUUCAAAAACAUAAAAUAUUUAAUUAUUCCAAACUUUUCACGGGUAGUGUACAAGUUGGUCAUCAAAUCAUUUACUCAUCGUCAUGUCAUUCCAAACCCACUUUUUUCUUUCUUUUCUCCCCAUACAAUGAAAGUGAAUGGCAGCCACAAAUGUCUGGGAAUAGAGCAGCUUGGACUUUCAUCUAAAUAUCUCCUUUUGCUUUCCACGCAAGAAAAAGGGUGAACUGUCCUCUUGAGCUUAUUGUGAGCCCCUAAAAUCAAAGAUAUGUCUCAUAUUUUACGAGAUGGACUGUAAAAACUAAAAACAAUCAAUGCAGAAAGGAUAACAUUAACGUUUCUUCAAUCCUUUCAAAGUACCGUAACAUUCCCCAUCUCUUCAGCCCUCAGGUCUCGACUGUGGCCAACUACAAUGCCAUAUCUGGAGUAGAAUUAAUUUGCGGCACAGUUGCUGUGUUUGUGUCCCUAUCCUUAGUUAACCCCAGCAACCCCUCUGUUUCUGCUAUGCAAUAUUUACAGCUCAUUCAUUCAAUUUUGUUAUUGAAUAUUGAUCAAAUAUAAUUCACCGGUUUUAGAGUGUAGCAUAAUUUGUAGGACAUAAUUGGGAGAAGCACAUUUAAGGCUGAUAUUCAUGUGCCAAUUUCAUCAUGACUGUUCUAGUACCUGUUCAAACACAGCUGGCAUGAGCAUUCUGGGAGUUUUUUCUUUUCGUUUUUCUUGUGUUUUAUCUCUUGAUACAUUUAUAGACAAAGCAGUGUAAUGUAGUGUUAAAUAUUGAACAACUGUGUACAGUGUAUAAAAUGUAUUAAAGGUGGCAAUUCAAUAUGA
Molecule: messenger RNA, 6425 nt
Organism: Onychostoma macrolepis
Lineage: Eukaryota; Metazoa; Chordata; Actinopteri; Cypriniformes; Cyprinidae
Gene: dennd5a
Product: DENN/MADD domain containing 5A
Exons: 24
Coding region: 332-4303 (1323 amino acids)
Molecular function (GO): small GTPase binding; guanyl-nucleotide exchange factor activity
Source: RefSeq, a predicted model, not a curated record